Messenger RNA from Mycena citricolor, 3446 nucleotides. Lineage: Eukaryota; Fungi; Basidiomycota; Agaricomycetes; Agaricales; Mycenaceae. The record is from the annotation of a GenBank genome assembly.
UCGCGAUGGACGACGAGCUACCAGAGGACAUUUUGUCAAGUUCUUUGCUAUCUCUCUACCACUACCAACCGAUAACACUCUCUUCUGCCGGAGCGAUCUUCGUGUACCGCUCACCGCAUUGCCAAGUCACCCUACAAACGCCCGAUACAAAAGCCGCGAACUGGGCCCUGCAUGCUUCGUCCGUUUGGGCUUCGUCUCGUUUUCUGAGUGAUCACAUCGAAUAUCUACACCUGGCGGACCAUAUAAAGCACAGUCAAACAAACAAACACUUGAAAGUGCUCGAGCUGGGAGCAGCUGCGGGACUGCCUAGUAUCGUGAUCGCCAAAACACAUGCUGCCGAUGAGAUACAGGUCGUCGUGACGGACUACCCGGAUGAGGAGCUCAUCCGCACGCUGGCCCAGAACGUCGUUGACAACGGCGUGUCGAGGAACUGUCGAGCACUGGCAUACGACUGGGGCUCUCCAGACUCAUCUCCGCUCUUUGCGCCCGACAACGAAAAGUUCGAUGUGAUCAUUGCUGCCGACACGUUGUGGAAUCCAGAUUUCCACGGGAUAUUCAUCACCGCUCUGAAGUCGACUCUGAAGAAAGCACCCGAUUCGCGUGUCUACCUCUUUGCGGGUCUGCACACAGGACGAUACACAAUUCAAUCAUUUCUUAUCGCGGUGCUCAAGGAAGGAUUCGUGCUGGACAAUGCUUUUGAGCAAGAGACGGCCGGAGAUCAGACACGUGCGUGGAGUGUAGAAAGAGCAGACGGCGAAGACGAGAGCGAAAGGCGUCGUUGGAUAGCAUGCAUAACAUUGAAAUGGGAUUCUGAUACAUGACAGUGGGCUGAGACAGCGUGGAAGUAUGUUAGCCUAUGCACUUUCAGGCCGGCGGGGCGCCGAAAGUGAGCACAUUGAUCGGGCGGUAUCCGGGCUGCAGUUCCUAUCACGGCGUUAACAGGAGAAAAUCCGACCGGGAAAUGACGAGAACGUACGAGGAAAAGCACGACAUUAUCGUCACUGAUGGAGAUAUCAUCCACACCGUAAUGUUCGGUGGUACUCGAAGAAAGCCGGCGUUUGGCUUCGCUCGGAAUCAGGCCCGAUUUGAGGCCCAUGACGACCCAACUCGGGUCAGGCCGAACCGAUGCAUCUGGGAAUGGCGCAAACUCGAUAAUCUUGAGAUACGUCGUCGGUCGCAUGUAUUCGAGAUAGACGACCCGCGACCCAACAAGGAAGGGACGACCCAGUUGACCCUGAUGCUGCGAGAGAUCUUUGACAGUUACGAAUUGACUCCAGUUGGUCCACGGGACAAGAGGAUAAUCGCGGCGCAUGGGCGCAUCUCUGAAGUAGUUCUCGUUGACGAACAUCCAGCUAGAUUGGCUGUUUCCCGAGACAGACUGAACAGGUUUCGCCGCAAGAGCUAGCAAACGGUUGACAGGGUCCGACUGGAACAGGGCCCCAGGAGUGGGACGAUAGAGCGAAUCGUUUGAGCAAAAUUCGAUCAUGAGAUGAGCCCACAUCGGGGGUAGCUCAAACUGCCUGAUCACUGACAUGGUUGCGAUAUCGGAUAUGUCGCAUAGAUUGAGAACAGGCGCAUGUCCGCCUUUUUUGCAGAGAACAAGGAGGAGAUCGUCAUCCAGGAGACGCGCUCCGAGAUCGUCGAUCCACUUUGGACACGGUCAGCGCAGGCACAGAACACAACCGGAUCAACUUACCCGGGCCCCGAGAUUGCGCCAGUCCAUGAGCAAGUGGUUGAUCUGUCCAUUAACGAAAUGAAGAGUGACUACAAGCUUGGAUCCGUGCACCGAAAUCGCGGUCCGCGCAACUGGCAUCGUGUUUUGAGUGGGUAGUUGGUAUGACUCAGCCGAAGCUCGCGGAUGUUGACCAAAUGACCACAAGUCCCGGAAGUGCAGCUGGAUGCCCACGAUCCCCCCUUGGCUAAGAUAGACUUUUCAGUUACAUGCCGAUCACUGGACCAAGUAAACCGACUGGAAGAUAUGAGCCCCGAUGAUAAGGGCUUGGGUAGGAUCGAUGCAGACGGUCUCGAUAGGAGGCGUGGUCAUCCGCAGUCGACGAGUUUCAGCGGGGCUGCGUCCCAGUCGAGCCGAUGGGAGCUCAGCGAUUUCGAGCGUGGAGUACGUUCCAUGAGGUCGAAUCUGAUACAAGAUGCCACCAGAAACGCCUGAAUGAGAAGGGGUCGCGACCUGGAGCUUGUAUUCGUGUGUCCAAGUCAAGUGAGACCACUCCUUCUGGUGGUUCGCCAGCAGAUGCAACCGAGUAACUAUCGGAGCCAUCGAUAAUGCAACACGGCCAUCCUUCAUGCCGCUGCGAGCAAGCUCAUACUUGUAACGGGGCAAGUGGAAGUCCAUGGUUAACCGGCGAAAGCGACGGAACAUCUGGAGUCGCGUUUGAGACAAGCAGCGGUAACGCAGACCGCCAUAUACCUUGGAAACCACAAACAGAGAGCGAGGAUCGAGAUACUUGAGGAGGUGGAUAAGGACAUCGUCGGGGAGAGACACUUUGCGCUUGAGCUUUGAGUAUCGGGAAGGAGCCAUGAUUUGUUUGUCUUGACCAGCAGCCAAUACCGCAAUUUAUACAUCGCGGAGGACGGCAAAGAGGUAUAUUGUACUGUUUCAUCUUAUCGGCAGCAAAACAUGAAUCGUUGUCUUUCAGUUGUUCUUCAUCGUUGCAACUUGCAGGCGCUACCGGACGUUGUUGGUCGGUAAGUCGACAGAAAAAGCUUUUGUGAGCAAGCGCGCCGCAAGCACGCGUUUUGGUGCGCUACCAUGUCAACCAGGUCGAAGGCUCGGGAGGUGAAGGCGCGUCGGGUGCCCGAGCCCCGGCGAUGACAAUAAGAACCGAAGAACGGGGUCGAGGUCGCCAUUUUUGGACAGAGAAGGUCCACGGGAACGAUAUCGAAAAUAGCAAUGUCGGAGAACAAAUGGGAUAAUUGAGCAAUUGUCUGGUGGACUGUUGAGGGUCCAAGUUGAGAGAUCCAGGAGAUCUGUUCGAGCGAAUGGGGCAAGAUACGGAAGAAAGAGCAUGAUGCACUGAACGCCAAGCGCACAGCCACAGCCUUCCUUUCUCAUCGACCAAUAUGGUUUGCGCCAAAUGCGAGAAGAAACUAUCCAAACUCGCUGCGCCAGACCCAUUCACGGCUAGCAGUAGCAGUAUCAAAGAUGGAACACGUAAAGUUGGCGAAAACAAGCUGCUAUCUCGCCCCGGGAGCUCCAAGAAUCGAUUUCAGCCCUAUCAAGGGAAAUGUAAAGACUGUAAGCAGCCGGUGACACAGAAUAAGGGCAAAUACUGUCAUGGAUGUGCAUACAAGAAAGGUCUUUGUGCAAUAUGUGGGAAGCAAGUUCUUGACACGAAGGGCUACGUUAUGUCAAGCAAGUAGCGGCGGGAUUGCAGGUGUACAGUAUGUAUUUCAUAUAAUCUCAUUGUAUCUAUAUCCUACAGCAGUUA